CUGGUGCUGGUGGAGUGUGGCUCCGUGGCGUUUCUAGCGCUGUUAGCGUAGCGAGCUUGGUGAUAAUGGAGGUGGCUCUUUGGGUCUGAUUGAGACGAAAACGGGAAAGGAGGAGGAUCCGCCUGCGCUGCUGGCUACUGGUGAUGAUGAGGCCGAUGAUGAUGAUGAUGAUGCCUUUCUGAGAAGGCUGCUGGAUCCCGAGUGCUGCUCUCCUCCCCCCCACGCCACCUCCCACAGAGGCCGGUAGAGGAGGAGCCUUGCUCAGCACAGUGUUAGGUUCAGAUUCCUGCUGCUCACUGGCUGAGCUACAGCAGCUACAGGAAGGAGAGGCAAGAGAACGUUCUCCCCAAAGGCUCUAUAUAUGUCCCCCUGGCGCACAGAUUGGCUAGUGUGAGCACAUUGGCUGGCAACAUACGCUGCACCACAAGCCUGCUCUGGACUUAUACAAGAGGACUUAUCCCUUGACUGAGGGAGACGACAGACAAGAGUGAGUUUUGAAGACCCCCAAUCUCUGCUGGUUUGGAGCGUGCGGGUCCACUCCUCCUACCCCUGGAGAUGCUCCAAAGAUUCUACCUCUCCUCAGUGAAAUCGUGUGGCAUCCGUUCCCGAGGGAGGGCCGGCCAUCCCAGGCACAGAUACAUAGAAGUUGACGGACGAUAAAAGAAAAUCAGAAAAAUUCCAUAGCUUUUGACUUUCCUUUUCUCCCUUCUCCUAGAGAAACAUUCCUCCCCAACCCCCAGUCUUCUCCUUUCCAUCUGCUUUCUCUUAAGCCAACAACACCUUGAGAAUUUCUUUCACUUGGUGGGGGGGUCACUCAUGGCUUUUCUGACCAAGAAGAAGAAAUUUAAAUUCCAGACCAGCUUUAACCUGGAGGAGCUGACGGCUGUCCCAUUUGUGAAUGGGGUCUUGUUCUGCAAAGUCAGACUGCUGGAUGGAGGAGACUUUGUCAGUCAGUCCAGUAGGGAGGAGGUGCAGGAAAACUGCGUACACUGGAGGAAGAAGUUCAACUUUGUGUGCAAGAUGAGUGCUAACCCUGCCACUGGUGUGCUGGACCCCUGCGUCUGCAGAGUCUCUGUGCGAAAGGAACUGAAGGGAGGAAAAACAUAUUCAAAGCUGGGCUUUGCUGAUCUCAAUCUGGCUGAGUUUGCUGGUUCUGGCUCCACAGCCCGCUGUUGCCUGCUGGAAGGUUAUGAUACCAGGAACACAAGGCAGGACAACUCCAUUCUAAAGGUAAUUAUUGGGAUGUCGCUGCUCUCUGGUGACCCGUGCUUUAAGACACCUCUAUCUACAGCCAAAACAGUUUCCCCUCCAGGACAAGACUCCUCAUUACAGAUGACAUGUAAAGGGGAAGGGACUGUGAGAUCGGCGGGUGGCACCGUACGGCAGAACCGAAGCCGGCAGGCUAUGCUGAGCUCAGGUGGAUUUGACGAAACCGAGCAAAACCUAUCGAGCCCAGAGGAAACGUCCCAUUCAGGGCAUUCCCGGAACUCUAGCCAGGCCAGUCAGCAAUCAAAAGUGUCAGGUCACAGUUCUGAACAUUCUCGCUGCUCCAGCAUGUCCGACCUGACUCACAGGCGUAACACGUCCACCAGCAGUAGCGUCUCAGGGUGUCUCAGCCUCACAGCCGACGGGACUGAACCCGAACGAGAUGUUAAGCUGGAAAAGCCUCCACGGCCUAUUCGGCCUCCCCUCCACUCAGACAGACACUCCAGGAGGAAGAAAGACUCUGUAGAGAGUCGGCCCACGUGGGUAGAUGACACCAGGAUUGAUGCUGAUGACAUUGUGGAGAAGAUCAUGCAGAGUCAAGACUUCACAGACGUCAGCAACAACGAAGAUAGUCACCUAAGACUGUUUGUCAGUAGAGAUGGAUCAACCACUCUGAGCGGGAUCCAGCUUGCUAACAGGGUCUCGGCUGGAGUGUUCGAGCCUGUGGUGAUUGAAAUCCGCUAAAUGGAAGAGAGACAAAGGAACUGUCCGCACUCCCAGGCUCUUUCCAGUUCUAGAGUACAAAGCUGGAAUCUUUCACACCAGAGGAGAGACGGGACUUCGCAUAUUUUCUAAGGCUUGACAGUUCCAGUCAGCCACUGUGGUUCCUCCCCUCAUCUUGGCCCCUGUCCCAGUAGCUGUGCAUGACUCCCCAUGUGUUUCUUUUAUCCACUUUGUGACAGCGUUCCUGCCUGCUUCUAAUCACUGUGAGUUUAACCAGGCAUCUGGAGAAAGAGGCCACAAAUCCAGAUGCUCAGCAUUCCACACUCUGGCUGCUUCUCACAUUGCAGCGGCCUCUGUUUUGCUUGCCUAGCAGAAGAUAGAGCAGUGAUCCCCAACCAGUGUCUCGUGAGCAACAUGUUCACCGACCCCUUGGAUGUUGCUCUCAGUGCCCCCAAACCAGGUAGUCAUUUUUUAAUUCCUGACUUGGUGGCAAGUUUAGGUUGAAUAAAUACUACCAAAUAAAACCCCCUGUAAGCUAAUAGUGAGCAUAGAGGCUGCCUAAUAGCCAAUCUUAGCCCUUAUUUAGCACCUCCAUAAACUUUUAUGGUGCUUGUGUUGCUCGCCAAGUCUUUUUAAAUUUGACUGUGGCUCACGAGUAAGAAAGGUUGGGGACCCCUGAGAUAGAAGAAAACUAAGCAUGAUUCCAGUGCUUGCAACCCACAAUAAUACAGUGGACUCUCUGACUGUCCCUUUAAUACUUUCAGGGCCAGUAGGCCAGCUGUGCUGUACAAGUCCUUUUGGUCUUGGAGAUGUUAAAGGGACCUUUUACUUCCUAUAAUGUUGCAGUCUCAGAAUCACUGGCACAGUGACCUGCUGACUACAGACAAUAAAUGUGAGAAUACCUUGGAGCAGAUUGAAUAGAAUCAAUCUGUUUCCAAAUUGUACUGCACAGGGCAGCAUUAAGGGAGUGGUUUAAGAACCCCCUUCUGUUCCUGGAUAUGCAGCUUCACAUAUUUUGCCACAGACAACUGCUCAGAGAGAUCCCAAUGAGCCCAUUAGCUUACAGUCCCUGCUUCCCCCUUACUAAACGGUACCACUGCUUUCCGCUUUUUCAGGUUAGGCGGCAUGACUUUGUCCUGAGUCCUGUAUCCACCCCCUCCACCCUAAAUAAAAAAGACGAGAGUUGUCAGUACAGAACAGCAAAAGUUCCCUAAAAUAGGCCACAUUACACAGCUGGACUGUUUAAGCAUUAAGAGUCCCCUCGGGCAGGGGUACAUGAUGCAGCUGGUCUGCGGGCACCCUCGGGUAGGGGCCAUGUAAGGCAGCUGGUCUGCAUUUAAACCUUAAGGCCUCCUCGGGUAGGAGAGAUGAAACACAGCUGAGCUGUGAGAAUCCUUUAAGGGAGCAUACCUAUUAAAUGGAAUGACUGUUGGGGGGAGACAUUGCUGGUCGACGAGUCCCCCACUUCAGAUAUGGACCUCCAGAAUCUCCGGUUAGAUAUGGAGGGCUCAGCUAUUCUGUACUGCUACUUUCUCAAACACAUUCCAGUGCAUGAAAGGCCUAAGAGAAAGCCAUCGGUAGGGGGUUAGCUGUGCAGGUCACAGCGGCUGCCUCCCAGGACUCAGUCAUGCCUGAUAUUCCCUGGCCAUUCCCCUUCUAACUUGGUGAGGACUGCACAGCUCUUCCAAGAACCAGCAGGCUGGUGUUAUCAUUUCACUUAUGUGUCUUACCUACAUUUUCAAUGUGAACCUCCUUCUCCUUGACUUGGGUUUAAUCCUUCUGCGGAGCCAUCUGGGAUUUUGGGGUUUUUGUGUGUGUGUUUUGUUUCUUUUCUGUAGUUGCUUUUGUUGUUGUUAAUGGGUGAAACUAGGAGCCUUGGAAAUACCGCCACUGUUUCUGGUUUAUUGCGGCCUACUGCAGCUGCCCAAGGUGAAUGUAUGUGAUGCUCCCGCCACUACUUCCCCUUGAUUUUGAGACACGGCAUAUGCCUUUUUGGUUUAGAGUUGAAAAUGAAACCCAUACAUGGGGCCGACAGCCAGGCCGCCCUCCCGCGUUACUUUUGUUGUUCUAAAUGGAAACCACUCUUAUGUUCUGGGCACUUUAAUGAUUGUUGGACACGGUGCAGGGAUUUUAAUGAAACGUUCUUGUUCAGAGCUUGAUUUAAGACUACAGAAGAAGUCUUUAAGGAUUAUUUUUAUUUUCAUUUGUUUUUAUCUUUUUUCUCCCUCCACUGCAAUCAUGGCUUUAAUUGAAUUUGGGUGACAUAGCACUUACGGAGCUCCCUAACCUCACUGCUAUACCUACUGUGCUCUUUGGGAAGUGUUAAUGCUCAGGGUAUGUUUAUGGUGAUGUGCAGAGAUGACGAGUCUGUUUUAUUUGGGUGUGGCUCACAGCCUGCAUCAUUUACCAGCUUAUUACAGAACUGGGCGACAUAGCAGUUUUGUAUUGACUGUACAGUCACAGAGGUAAUUUUGUCUGACGAGAGGCCAUAACCACGGCACAGCCCUUCUGCACAUUGGCAAAAGUAGGGCAUAAAAGGUUUGUUAUGUUAAACUAAGCUAAAAAAAAUACCGUAUUUUUUUCUAUUUUGUUUGCACAACCCCCUCAGGAGUCUUAACAGCUAGAGAGGUCAGAGCAACCCUCUUGGACCUACUGAAGCCCACAGCAUGGCUGCUGAGCUAUUCUAGUUGAGUAUAAUCGCUGCUCACAGGUGUCUGCAGGCAGAUCUGGACUAUGGCAUUAACCAAGCUAUCUAAAUAUUCAUGGCAGACUUAGCCAUUCUAAAACUAACGUUUCUAACUAGGGGCCAAUCUUAUGAGACAGAGAUAGUGCCAAAUGGUCUAGAGGUUAAAAAGGUUUAUAGUGGAAA
Xenopus tropicalis (tropical clawed frog) is the source of this 4798-nucleotide messenger RNA. RefSeq names its product EEIG family member 1 (gene eeig1). The coding region runs from base 817 to 1950 and encodes 377 amino acids. The transcript has 12 exons. The record is from RefSeq and is a predicted model, not a curated record. Lineage: Eukaryota; Metazoa; Chordata; Amphibia; Anura; Pipidae.